This is a messenger RNA of Silurus meridionalis, 1116 nucleotides long. RefSeq names its product HCLS1 associated protein X-1 (gene hax1). Lineage: Eukaryota; Metazoa; Chordata; Actinopteri; Siluriformes; Siluridae. The record is from RefSeq and is a predicted model, not a curated record. The transcript is spliced from 7 exons. The coding region runs from base 81 to 911 and encodes 276 amino acids. Gene Ontology annotation, cellular component: actin cytoskeleton; clathrin-coated vesicle; mitochondrion. Gene Ontology annotation, biological process: negative regulation of apoptotic process; regulation of actin filament polymerization.
AAGUGAGAUCACGUGACGUGUUUGCCAUUUUUUACUCCGUGCGGCUGUUUAGUGACUGUCAGUUCCCACCUGAACAGUAAAUGAGUAUAUUUGAUUUGUUUCGGGGAUUUUUUUGGGUUCCAGGAGGCCAGAGGGAGCCCUUCUUCGAUGGUUUGACCCAUGAAGACGACGAUGACGAUGAAGAGGAGGGCGGAUUCGAUCGCGAAUACUUGGACAGAUUUGACGACGCCUUCAGAUUCAGCUUCAGUCUUGGCCCAAAUGGGAUGCGUAUCGAGGAGCCACAGACGUUUGGUCAAAUAUUCCGGGAAAUGGAAGAAAUAUUUGCUGGUUUAGGCAAUUUUCGGCAUGAUAUGCCCAGUAUUGAGGCUCCACCUCAGGAAAGGAGAGAGGAAAGAAGUAGGGACUCGCUCAGAGACUACAUGCUGAAAAAGCCGGACGAUUCUACCCGUGACGCAUCUAGAGACAUAGAGCCUUCAUCACCUAGAGACCCAAAUGUCCCCUGGAGACCUUUCCAUCACUGGACACCGUUCUCAAGGGACAUUUGGAGCGAUGGACCAAGACAAAGGCAGGGAGAAUCGAAAGAGGACAGUGAUCUUGAUUCUCAGGUGUCUUCAGAGGGACUUGACCAAAUCUUAAGCCGAGCUCCACCUCAGCCCAAAACUCGAUCCUUCUUUCAGUCUGUUACAGUUACCAAAGUGGUUAAACCUGAUGGAACGGUAGAAGAGAGACGUACAGUAAGGGAUGGCCAGGGUAAUGAAGAGACUACAGUGACCCGCUCAGGAGGCCCUGGUUCUCUAGAAGGUCGGCGUGAUGAUCCAGCUUCUCCUUCAGCAGGUGGCCAUGGGCCUUUCUCUGAAUUGCACGAUGAGACCUCCAUGUUCUCCAAGUUCUUUGGAAGAUUCAGAAGUUGAGCGGAGAGAGGACACGAGGACGCGAGUGCAUCUGAGUAUCAGACACACAAAUACAGACAGUGACAAAUGCAAACUGCUUCAGCACCAUCUUUAUUUUCUUUCAUUCUUUUUUUUUUUUCUUUAAAACUGCCGACUGCUAUUUAUCUGUUAAAUUGUAAUGUGUAUAAGCAAAUUGUUCAGAAUAGAAAUAAAGAAUAGAAUCUGC